UCAGUCUUUGGCUCUAGAUUUAGAUCAUGAAUAUUUUUGACAUUUUGAUGAGUGAUUAUAUUCGUAUAUUCGUAUCUCUUCCAUUUCGGCCCUUUGUUCGUCUCAAGACGAACUAUAAACUUUAUCCUAAGUCCAAAGUCGUUUUCUUUCACGUGAGUUUGUUUACUUGAAGCUUAUAAAUUUGAAACCAAGGCACGCAAAACAGUUCAUUUGAGGCUAUUUACACAGCUGUUGUAAGACGAUGGCCGAUAUUGAAGUGAAGCAGAAAAAACGAAAAAUAAGCGAUGUUUUCAAGAAGAAGAACAAAGAAAAUAAGAAAGAGCUUGCGGAAGAAGUUGAAGUCUUAGACGUCAAAGAGACUGGAGAAAAAACGGUAGAAAAAUCAGGAGAGAAGGAUGUUGAAACUGCUGACGUUCAAGACACCCAUGAAAGAAAGAAAAAGAAAUUUGGUCACCGAAGAUUUCUACCUUCGCGUAACAAGAAGUCGAAAAAAGAAAAAAGUGAAGUUGAGAGCUCACAGGUUGUUAAGGAAGAAAACCUGGUCAUGGAUAGAGACAAACCAGGUCAGGUGGAGGCAGAAGAAGAAGAAUUUGUCGAAGAAAAGGACAACAUAGAACCAGAACCAGAGAAAGACAACAGCGAGGAGUUUACUUCUGAAGUACAAAAUGUACAAUUGAAGUGCGAGUCACCUGAAGCUGUUAUCCAAUCAGAUGGCAAAGAGGUUACAGCCCAAACAAUGGCCACUAAUGUCAACAAGAACAAAGAACAACUCAAAAAUGAUGUCUUGUUGAAAGAGGAAAGCCAAAGUAGCGAGGAAGGAUCGGUGAUCCGUGCUCUCUUACGCCAAGGUGUGCCAUCCGAAGAAACACCAACAGAUGAACAUCACGAUCCAGAUUACUCUUCAGAUUCAACAAAACAAGGGGAAGAUGAAGAAAAAUGCGAUUCAAAUGAGGUUGAAAGAUGUAUUCGGGAAAAGAUGACUGGCCGGAAGAUUCAUUGGAUGCCGGAGACCGUUAGUACUACCCCAGUUGGCAGACCAGGGACGCCCAUUAGCAGGCCUUUGUACUCAACCGUGCUAAUUUGCACCGCUUAAUUACACACUAAAUGAAUAGCCAUUUGGUAAUGCAUUCAUAAAAACUAAAAAAGAUAGGAAAUGCAAUAACAUCUACUGAAUGGACCUUGAACUUUGUCAUAAUUAC
Molecule: messenger RNA, 1199 nt
Organism: Actinia tenebrosa (Australian red waratah sea anemone)
Lineage: Eukaryota; Metazoa; Cnidaria; Anthozoa; Actiniaria; Actiniidae
Source: RefSeq, a predicted model, not a curated record